GCGGUACCAAUCGUUUCUGGCAAAUUGAAUUGACAGUACGAGCGUCAACUUCCGAUUAAUCUCGCUCCUCGUGAAUGUUGAAAUCUCCCACCAAAAGUGAGGAUUACCUCAUUUUAUCAGUGCUUCAGUGCUUUCUUUUCUUUUCGAUUCUUUCUAGAAUGUCAAAACAAGUUCCCACCACCUGCAGUGCUAAUCAGUGCCACAUGGAAUGAGCCUCGGCGGUCCUUCCAAGAGGCGAUAAGUUCGCGGUAAACACUUGAUCGAAAAUAAACCGGGCGCGUCUCGCUCUUAUUUUUGGCAAUUCUGACACGCACUCUUUCCUCAAAUUCUCUUCCUCUUUCUCUUACUCUCCCUCUUACUCUAACUCUCCUCCACGCCAAACCUCCCUUACGUCAAUAUUCCGAAUUCCCCUCACAACCUUCACUCUUCUAGUCCUCGCGAGUCUCUUCUUUCCUACCUCCCAGCUUUUUCCACCCGUCGGAUCUUUUUUUUUAUACUUUUUAUUCAUUUUCGAGAACGAUUUCUGUCGUGAGUGCUGAAAUUGCAAAAAGUCGUAUGAGUGUUCAAGUGAUUUUCGAGUUUAAGACUUUCACCAAAGUCUAGUGUUUCCGGGUUUUGAGUGCCACGCUGAGGAAAACGUGUUGGAUAAUUUUAGUUUCGUCAUAAGAAGGAAGAGAGAAAAUCCAGUUUUUGAGGGAGCCUAAGCAGAUUUUCAAAUAUUGAUCCGAACAUGCCGAUGGUCUUUCUGGACCGGUUGCCGGUCCCUAGUUUGAGAGUUUACACUGCCAUCAGUGUUGCAAUUUUAUCCUGCUCAGUUUAUUACGCUGCACAAAUUGUGAAGGAUCCAUCCUGGCGAACAAAUCAGACAGAUAUUGUUGACAAUCACAAUGUCACCGGAAAUGUCACGGAAACGGAUCCAAGAUCGUUUGGAGUCCAUCUUAAAGAACUUGUAGCUUGCAUGGUCCAGGAACCGGGAUGCAUCUGGACGUUGAUCAACAUGGCGUACUGCGUCCUAAUUCUGCUAGGCAAAUCCAUCCAGAAACUCGUUUUUGGAGAACUGCGAGCCUCCGAGAGGCAACAUCUGAAAGACAAAUUUUGGAAUUUUGUUUUCUACAAAUUUAUUUUUGUCUUUGGCGUACUUAACGUCCAAUAUAUGGAUGAAGUUGUCCUUUGGUGUGCUUGGUUCACUGCUCUUGGCUUUCUCAGCCUCCUCAGUCAACUCUGCAAAGAUCGAUUUGAAUACCUUUCCUUUUCGCCAACGACACCUGGAUGGAGUCACGCCCGAUUAUUGGGACUAUUGGCAGCAAUUUUGGCACUUUCUUGGUUUAUGCUUCUACUUUGCACAGCUGCAGCUUUUUUCUUCGUGUCCUUCAAUACUUUUGCGUUCAUGUCAGCUGAGUGUGUCCUGCUGGGUGUGAGGACAAUUCACGUGAUGCUGCGUUACGCUAUUCAUCUCUAUGAUACACGAGGUGCCGGCACUUCCUCCCCGCGUUCCUGGGACAAAAGAGGACCCUUGGCUUAUUAUACUGAGCUCACUUCCGAAUUAACAGUCCUCGCCGUUGAAUUUCUCCAUCAUAUUCACAUGCUUUUGUGGAGCAACAUUUUCCUCAGCAUGGCAUCCCUCGUCAUCUGCAUGCAACUUCGAUAUCUCUUUUACGAAAUUCAGAGAAGAAUCACCAAACACAGAAAUUACCUCGCAGUCCUCAGUCACAUGGAGCAAAAUUAUCCAAUGGCAUCGCAGGAAGAGCUCGCCGAGAAUUCGGACAAUUGUGCAGUUUGUUGGGAAAAAAUGGAAACAGCCCGAAAGCUCCCCUGCGGACAUUUGUUCCACAAUUCCUGCCUUCAGUCCUGGUUGGAACAAGACACCUCCUGUCCAACUUGCAGACUCGCUUUGAGCAUGCAAGCCAAUCAUCGCGAAAAUAAUCCAGAAAUCCCGCCGGAAUCACAAACUCCAGCCAGAAGGAACGACAACCACUUUUUUCAUUUCGACGGAUCCAGAUACGUUUCCUGGCUGCCAAGUUUUUCUGUCGAAGUCACGCACAACCGACUUCGAGGCGAAUUCCUCACCUUGGCUAAUACCAAUUCCCAAUUGGAUGCCAUGGCUAGACAGGUUCAGCAGCUCUUCCAUCAUUAUCCGAGAAACGUAAUAAUUGAAGAUUUGAGAGUGACAAGGUCGGUGGAAUUGACGAUUGAAAAUAUUCUUGAUGGCCGAUUAAGUUUGCCUCAUCACGUAAUUGAGGAACCGGAAACAGAAACUCAAACUCAAUCGCUCAUGGCUCACAUUUUGCCCAACACUCAGGCUCAAAAUUCUUGGGAUCCUCAUCUCGAUAUUCCAGUUGCUGAUAGUGGCGAGGAACCGUCGAAUCUUGGCGGUCGCUUCUCAAAAUCGUCAGUCGAACGAGAGCGAAUUUUGCAGCGUCGAAAGGAACAUCUUCUGCUCUCCGCUCGCCGGAAAUACAUCGAGAAACGCCGGAAAAGCGAAACUGUAACAGUUCCUUCCGAAUCGCAAUCGCCGUCCUUCUGCUGUUCCUCCUCGUCGAGAAGUACAAACGAAAUCGCUUCUUUUUCUCCUUCUUCUCCUUUUGCUUCUUCUUCUUCUUCUUCUUCUUCUUCUUAAAAAUACGUCCAAUCCAAAGAAAAAGAAAAAGAAUAUUUUCCUCAUCUCAGGACUCGAUCCGCCAGGAAAAGGAACCAGGAUCUUCUUCUUUUUCUCCAUUUUUCAAGUUCAAUUCUCGAGAGAAAAAAUAAAAAAUUGAACGAAACUUUUGCGGAAAAUGAAAAACUAAAAAAAAAAAAGGAAAAGAAAAGGAAAAAAGAGAAAAGAAAAAGGAAAAUGAAGGUGAAAUUUAAUUUUAAAUUUUCUAUUUAUUUUAAACCGAUUUGAAAUUGAUGCCAAAAAAAAAUUGCGAUUUAUUAUUCGAAUUCGAAAGAUUGCGAAAACGAAAGAGAUUGAAAGAAUGAAAAGUUGCGCGAGUUUUUAUUCUCAAUAGGCCGAGUACUUGAAACUAGAGUUCUGGAGAGAGAAUAUUCUGGAGAAUAUUUUUUUUUUUUUUAUUAAAUUCUUUAGCAGAAUGUAAUAAUUUUAAAAUAUGAAUAUCAAAUGGGAAAUAUUAAGAACGAAAUUAUCCUUCUAGUAUUGAGAAAAUACUCUCCAGAAUAGUUGAAAUUUAAUUUUAAUUUGGCCUUACUAAUGCCGAUUACGACUUGAUUAAGAUUUUUUUUUUAUUAUUUCGUUAGCAAUUAUUUCCCAGCCUUGAAUAUUUCGUCCUAGAAU
Molecule: messenger RNA, 3274 nt
Organism: Belonocnema kinseyi
Lineage: Eukaryota; Metazoa; Arthropoda; Insecta; Hymenoptera; Cynipidae
Product: E3 ubiquitin-protein ligase AMFR-like
Exons: 8
Coding region: 731-2617 (628 amino acids)
Biological process (GO): ubiquitin-dependent protein catabolic process; endoplasmic reticulum unfolded protein response; protein K48-linked ubiquitination
Cellular component (GO): endoplasmic reticulum; cytosol; ubiquitin ligase complex
Molecular function (GO): ubiquitin protein ligase activity; ubiquitin binding
Source: RefSeq, a predicted model, not a curated record